Aspergillus mulundensis is the source of this 1056-nucleotide messenger RNA. Its product is annotated as zinc-dependent alcohol dehydrogenase family protein. The record is from RefSeq and is a predicted model, not a curated record. The transcript has 5 exons. The coding region runs from base 1 to 1056 and encodes 351 amino acids. NCBI's taxonomy places the organism in Eukaryota, Fungi, Ascomycota, Eurotiomycetes, Eurotiales, Aspergillaceae. Gene Ontology annotation, molecular function: zinc ion binding; oxidoreductase activity.
AUGGAUGCCUUCAAUCUUCCAAUGAAGAUGAAAGCGCUGGAGUACUCCGCUCCAAGAAAUCCGCGCGUGGUCGAGAAACGCUUGCCAAAUAUAAGAGGGCAUGACUUGUUGAUCAAGGUGAAAGCGUGCGGCGUCUGCGGGACGGACUUGCACAUCCACGAUGGCGAGUUUGGAGCGCAGUUCCCCGUGGUCCCAGGACACGAAACCGUCGGCGUGGUGGCAGCAUAUGGAUCGAAAGUGAAGGGGUUCUCUGUCGGCGACCGAGUGGUGGCCGACAAUUCAGAGCUAUGCGGGGAGUGUUUCCACUGCCGCCGGGGAAGCGAGCUCUUCUGCGAAAACUUCAUCGCGCACGGGGUCAUGGUCGAUGGAGGAUUCGCCGAAUAUGCGGUAUACCCAGCGAAAAGGGUGUUCCCCAUCCAGAGCAUCUCGGACGUGGACGCAACGUUGAUCGAGCCUGCAGCCUGCGCUGCUCAUGGAAUAGACAAGAUUGCACCGCAAAUGGGGUCGAGGGUGCUCCUCUUUGGAGCUGGGCCGACUGGACUGGUUCUAGCGCAGUUACUGCGACAAAAUGGUGGGUGUAAUGUCGUCGUGGCCGCACCGGAGGGGGCCAAGAUGGCGCUGGCAAGAUCACUCGAUGCUGCAGAUGAGUAUAUCUGCCUUCCGCGAGAUCAGGCGGCUGCGGCGGCGGUGCUUGAGAAGCUAGAGGGCGGUAAUCCGUACGGAUUCGAUAUCGUCGUUGAAGCCACGGGCAAUGCGAAGGUGCUGGAAAGAGCACUUGAUUUUGUUCGAAAGGGAGGAAAGCUGGUGGUGUACGGAGUGUAUGGCGACGACGACCGGAUCUCGUUGCCUCCGAACAGGAUCUUCAAGGACGAGAUCCAGAUCCUCGGGUCGUUCAGUGAGAUGCACAAGUUCCCCGCCGCGAUCGACUACCUUGAGUCUGGCAGGGUCCGUGUUACUGGAAUCGUCAACCAGACUUUCCGAGUGGAGCAGUGGGAGGAGUGCCUGGAGGCGAUGCGGACGAAGAAGGCGAUCAAGGCGGCCAUUGUCUUUGACUAG